AUGGGAAAUUGCCAACAAUGCACUAAUUUUGCCUAAGAAAAUCAGACAGCAGAAAUUAAAACUAAAUUAACAAAAUCCAAACAUACAUUGAAUUUCGCAAAUAAAUUUACUCCCAGAAAUAUCGAGGGAGUAAUCAAAAUUCAAGCUGUCUUCAAAGGAUACAUGACUAGAAAGUACUAUUUUCAUGAAAAACUAUUUAUUAGACAACUAUCUCUCCUAUCGACAUAACAAAAACACAGUUCACCAAUUUUAAAUAGAGACAUUUUAGGAUUUGACACUUUCAGCAAUGCCAAUGAAACUCCAAAUUAACCGCAGUCUCUCAUCAUUAAGAAAAACAUGAUUAGAGAUAAACCACAAGAGGAAAUAGUGGACACAAAUAAACAAUCAGACCAAAUCAAUUAAUUAUGUUAAUCAAAUUGCAACAAAGACACUCCAGAUAAUCAAAGUCAGGUUUCAGAAUUCAGUCAUCCGUCUAGUUUAAAAAAACAAUUCUCCUUCGACAUGACUAGUCUCUGCUUUGUCCCAAAAAGCAAAAACGAUUAAAUUUUGAUCGUAUCCCAAACAUAGAUUAAACUACCAAUUAUACAAAUGAUAAAUGGAGCCUAUUAUGAGGGAUAAUGGUAGAAUGGGAAAGCACAUGGUUUUGGUAAAUACAUUAUGGUUGAUACCUCCUCUUAUGUUGGAGAGUGGGUCAAUAAUAAGGCCAACGGUUUUGGGACAUUUUAAUUGACAGAUGGGGAUUUUUUUAUGGGUCAUUGGAUCGAAAAUGUGGUUGAAGGCCAAGGUAAAUAUACCUUUGCUGAUGGCACUUUUUAUGAAGGAGAAUGGAAGAACGACUUACCAAAUGGAAUUGGAAUCCAAACCUAUUCCAAUGGCUGGAGAUAUUAAGGUAUCAAUGUUUUAUAUCUAAGGAAGGAAGUUUUCUAAAUGGAAUCAAGAAUGGGUAAGGACUCCUAAGUUUUCCAGAUGGUUCCAUCUAUGAAGGAUCUUUUGAGAGAGAUGUGCCUUCAGGAAUAGGCACUCUCAGAUUCCAGGAUGGCAGAAUCUACACAGGGGAUUGGAAGAACGGAGUCAAACAUGGAAAAGGAAUAUUCCAAUGGCCUGAUGGAUCCAAGUAUGAUGGCUACUACAUCAAUGAUGAAAGGGAAGGAUAUGGUAUUCUCUAUUGGCCGAAUGGUUAGAAAUAUCAGGGAUUGUGGAAGCAAGGAUUGUUCCAUGGUAAUGGGUAGGUGAUUAAACCGAAUGGAACUUCGAUUAGAGGAAAGUGGAUUAAAGGGAAAAGAAUAUAAUCUAAAUUAAACACUAAUGCAUCAGGAAAAACAAAAACAUCGUAAGUUGACUGA
Paramecium octaurelia is the source of this 1343-nucleotide messenger RNA. The record is from the annotation of a GenBank genome assembly. Lineage: Eukaryota; Ciliophora; Oligohymenophorea; Peniculida; Parameciidae.